Molecule: messenger RNA, 4157 nt
Organism: Nematostella vectensis (starlet sea anemone)
Lineage: Eukaryota; Metazoa; Cnidaria; Anthozoa; Actiniaria; Edwardsiidae
Exons: 8
Coding region: 838-3225 (795 amino acids)
Source: RefSeq, a predicted model, not a curated record
UUUAUUCCUGUAUUAACUAAAUAUCUGCCAGUAGCUCUUCUCUGUUGUCAUAUGAAUCAAUUCACACAGGAUGAUUUUAACGGCCCCAGGGCCCUGUAGCAGCCUUAAGGUAAGCUUUUGGACUCGGAAAAAAAAAACGGAAAAGUAGUUUUGACAAUUUGAUGAAAUCGCAAAAACUAAAAAGCUCAAUAAAAGUAACUGCGAUUCUCAAUAUACAAAGUAUAUCUGGUGCCCCAUGGGGAGAGCUGGCGUAAUUGACCCAUUUCAGUGCUCGAAGUGCUGGCCAUAAUGAAUCCGCUUCAAGGACUUUGAAUGAAAGGAAGCCAGCAGGCGCGAAAUGGCUGUUGGAAAUUGUCGGCUGGAGCUCGCAUAAUAUAGAAAACUGCAGUAAAAAUAGAUGUGCGGUUCAAGAAAUAGAAUCAGCUGACUCGUUCGCAUGACAAGAGGAUCACUUAGCCAAUCUCAAGGGUGUAAUGAAUCUAUUAAUGUUGCCCUUAUGCGACUCUAUAACAACAGGGGCGAAGGGAGGCUAAGCACGACAGUAAACUCCAAAGCUCUUAUGAAUACUGGAAUCAAGACGGACUUUAAUGAAUUCGUGGGAGCUGCGACACAAAAAAGGAAGGGAUUUACCGGUAGACUGCACUUCUAUAUUGGCUCACAUCUUCAUGAUCCUUCCUUCCGGCCGGAUUGAGAUUUCCGAGAGCAGUAUCUUCUAAAAUUAUUCAUGGUCCAAAACUCUUUUCAGUUGUGUUUAAAUUUUGACAAAGGUGGAAAAAAAAACAGGGAAUUAUCUAGGGUUGUGGCUUCUUUAUUACGCAAGAACUGAAUUUGUCAAGCAUGUCAGGGGAGUUUGCCGAUGUGUGCCAGAUGGACAAGAUUUCUUCAGCAAGGCUAGGGACGCCGAGCAUGAAGCGACGGACGACGAUUUUCACUAUCACGAUUGUAUGCGGCAUUGGCGUUAUUUUUCUUAUUACGGGAAUUGUAUUAUUCGCAAAAUCCACGAGAACAGUCCCUCAAAAAAGUACAAGAGAUCAUUUUUGUGAUUACUCCGUGGCGGCAGAGUCGAUAGACUUAGAGAAACUUUUACAAAAAGUUCAAGACGCAUAUUAUAGACUUCAUCCUCAUUUGAUAUACCUUAAACCGAAAGUCACUGCAAAAGAAGUGCGCACAAAGUACAAGGCAUACGAUCCCUUGCCUGUAAGCAUUAAGGAACGAACUGAAAAAGCGGGUGCAUUAUACGAGGAGAUCAAAUCCUUGGGAAUUAACACCGAGAAAAUGAAGAAAAGAGAGCGGAAAGCAUUGUCACAGGUUCAAUUCUUUUUAAAGCACAUCUUCUCGACUCCAUACGCUGGGAAUUAUUACGCAGGAGAUUGGAUGAUGGGCCCGGAUCUAUUCUGUUAUCAUCCUGUAUGUAACCUGCCUUACGAAAUUGAGGGGAACUUGCUGUAUUUCGCUCCGUCAAAUGUUGAAGAGUAUGAGGAGUUUAAGGAUAAGCUUGCGGAGCUGAAUCAAACUAUCUGGCGGUAUAGGAGUAACUUGGAGCUUGGGGUGCAUUCUGGGAUGGUCGGGGCGGAUGUUACGUGUGAGGCGGGGCUUCAGGCGUUCGCGGAGGUGUUCCCAAACGUGUAUCGACAUGGAGCUGGAGGUAUUUUACAAGAAAGCUUUGUCCAGGCGUUCCUCAAGCCCGCUUUCUUCAUUGGCAUGCAAAAUGAGAUUCACCAGCUUCUGUUAUGGAGGAAGAAAUACGACGGGAUGAGUGUCGGAGAGAGCAUGCGAACAUUUAUGGUGGAUUACCUUGGGACGCCAAUAGACAUGCUUUACAGGUUCUUGAAAUCAGAUUACAAAUCCCACUGCGUACCAAGUUCAGUGUCCAGCGGUCUUUCCAAACUCCCGCUUCCUUACGUGUACACCAAUGGCAAACCAGACACGAGCAAACCAACAUCGCGCGUGCUCCCUACAGGGGAACCGCUGAACGGCUCGCGGUCGUACGAGAUUAUCAUGCCCUACUUCACCACAAAUGACAUGACUCCAGAUGAAGUGUAUCAAGUAGGACUCGACGCGCUGGAUAAACUUUAUCUCGAGGCUCUGAAAAUCGCUCGUGAAAUCACUGGUAACGAAAGCAACGAGACAGCGAAAGCUGAGUUUAUAAAGAUGCUCAACCAAUCAGAAAUGUUUUGGAGUGACGCCAUACCUCAAAACGAGUCUGACAAGCGUGCCCACGAAAUCUGUCAAUCUGUUGACAUGGCGAUGAAGUUCUGUCCAACCAGAUGGAAGGCGAUUCAGGCGUGGUUCAAAGAGGCGAGACAGGUUAUGAGCACUUUGGCGGAGAAAACAGUUACCAUGUUUCACUUCACGGGCAAGAAACGCACCACUCCUAGUUGCCCAGUAAGGCUUGAGCCCGACUUUAUACCGGUCAGCGGUGCCCAGAGCUACAUGCGCAGUGACGGAACCUGUCAGUCGCCGGCAACGUACUUCAUUCCGUUCUUCCUCGAUAGGCCUGGACCAAAGUACGAGGAGUGGAGCAUCAAUGCGCACGAGGCGAGGCCUGGGCACCACACACAGGAUCAAGGGUUCGUUGAGAACUUUCAGGAUAGCUGUGGAGGCCUGGUUGGCUGGGUUGAAGACAUGACGAGGGAUUCCUUCACGGCCUUCACUGAGGGGUGGGGCCUAUAUGCGGAGUACCCCCUUAUUGCCCAAGACACCGACGUAUACCGGAACGAACCCCUGCAGCGCUACGGCAUGCUCAAGUGGCAGAUUUGGCGAGCACUUCGACUAAUUGUCGACACCGGCCUCCAUCACCGAGGAAUGACACGACAAGAAGCCUUACAGAAGUUCGCACAAUACGCAUGGACAACAGGUGAUACCGCUGAAAAAGAGCUCACCCGUUACCAAAGCAACCCUGGACAAGCGACCGCAUACAUGAUUGGCCAGCGGCACAUAAUACGACUGCGGGAGCAUGCGCAGAGUGAGUUGGGAGACAUGUUUAAUUUAAAGGAUUUACAUUUUGAGAUUUUGUCUCAAGGGACAUCACCAUUGAGUUACUUGGAUGCGUAUAUACGCAAUUACGUGGAGUGUGUAAAGAAUAAAAUGCCUAGCUGCGGAAUGAAGGAUCUCCCGGCACAGGAAAAGCCACAGGUCAAGGACAGUACAAAGACAGAAAAGAAAAGAAAAGACUUUGUAGAUUUAAGGAAGAUUGCAAAACCCAAACGCAGGCAAUAUAUCUAAAGGGAUUUCUGAAGGUUGAUUCAUGACGCUGGCUUAGCACUGGCAAAUUCAAGUUUUUUUUUUCGGCAAAUUUUAAGACUUCGCAGAGAUAGAUAUAGUACAAAUCAGAGGUUAAGACCCCUUAUAAGGGUUCUGGUUUGCUUAUUGUCGUAAAUAUCCCCUGGUAGGGAUUAUAUCACCCAUAAAUUGGUAGUUCCUUGUUGUUACGGAGCACCAGCACCAAAAACAAAAUAGAACAAAAGCCAAAAACAAAGACCUUAGAACGAGACAAUGAAAUAGAGUACAAAGGCCUUGAGCAACAAAAACAAAGCUCUCCGUAACACCAAGAAAUACCCCAUUUGAGGGUGAUACUUGGAUAUGUAGUGUUCUAGUAGUAAAGAUCCCCUGAGGACGCAAGGGGAGGGGCAAUGCCUCCAUGGGAAUUUAGGGCGGGAUUGUUCGUAUCGCAAAGAUUCUGAGUAAGAAUGGAACGAGGACUUCAGGAAAUGUUUCAUUGCGUAAAUUACUUUUUAUAUUCUUUUCCAACAUCUUAUCGAUCUAUGGUGUACUAAACUUAAAACCGGCUACUAUUCAAAGAAUAUUUACAGCCCGAUAUUAUUUGACCUUUUUUGUCUUCUCCAGUCUGCAUACCUACAGUAUUUUUGUCACUUUUUGGGUUUUGUAUUAAGUUCGUUACUGUUGAUGUUUCUAAAACUGGUACGAAAGUUAGGUGUACUGCUUCUCUUCGUGUACAAAAUUUUAGCCAAAUCUGACAUUGGAGUGAGACUGAAAUGAAAGUUUUCUUAUCAUUCUCGGGAUACCUGUGGUGUUUAAAAAGGUCGUUUUAUUAAUGUAAAUCAGUCGUAAUUGUGAUAGUUCGUUCGGAAAUAGAAAUUGUUUAGUAUUAGCCCAUUCUGAAAGGGGCUACCACAAAUAAAAUCUUUAAAAUGACA